This is a messenger RNA of Theobroma cacao (cacao), 1783 nucleotides long. It is a transcript of the gene BSH, whose product is annotated as transcription regulatory protein SNF5, putative (BSH). Gene Ontology annotation, biological process: chromatin remodeling. Gene Ontology annotation, cellular component: nuclear chromosome. The record is from RefSeq and is a predicted model, not a curated record. Lineage: Eukaryota; Viridiplantae; Streptophyta; Magnoliopsida; Malvales; Malvaceae.
GUAGCACCUUUCUCUCUCUAGAAAAUCCUUGAAAACCUUUCUUGGGCCGCUCCUGCCAUCGCCGGCGGCCUCUAAACUCCCUUCUCUUCCUCUUUUCUUUCCCCGUUUUACCCAUUGAAAACCCUCAAACACUCCCUAGAAAUCCAACCCGAACCCAAAUCUUCCCUUCUCUUCCUCUCUACCUACACUAGCACUAAAGCCUCUUUUUUUUUCUGCAUUUUCUUCUUCUCUGUUUUUGUCUUUUUUUCUUUGUUGUUUCUAGUGAUUUUGUGUGUUUUUUAGCUGCUGCUCUAUAGGAUUUUUUUUUUGUAGGGUUUUUCCCCUUUGAUUUUUGUCGUUUGUCCGUUUCUUUUUUUCUUUUGUCUCCGUUUUUCCUAUUUUCAGAUUUCUUCUGAUUUUUGUUUUUGUUCAUUCUUUUUUUCUCUGUUAAUCCGUUUUGGAAACUCUAGUUCCGUUUUGGAAACCCUUGAACCGGUUCUAGAAACCUUAAAACCGGUUCUUUGGAAACACUAAUUUUCGAAAACCCUAAAACCGGGCUUUUUCGAAACCCUAACAGUGGUUCGAACGAAAGGCUUAGGAAGCCCAUUUAGAGCCUGCGUAAAUUGGAUAUUAUGAGCCCAAAAGAGGACUGAAAUUUCAAGAUAUAUCUGUUUUCUUAGAUAAAAAAUCGAAAUUAAAGAAGGAGAGGUGAUAAGUAAUAUAUCCAAUUAUCGAUUGAUUAUCCAAAAAAAGAAAAAAAAAAAAAGUUCCAAUCCUCUUUCAAUAUGAAAGCGCCGGCAUCAGCCUCUUGGAAAGCCCCUCUCAAGUUCAGGAUGCCUACAGCUGAAAAUUUAGUACCCAUUCGGCUGGACAUCGAAGUGGACGGGCAGCGCUAUAAAGACGCCUUUACUUGGAACCCUAAUGAUCCAGAUUCGGAGGUGGUGAUGUUUGCCAGAAGGACCGUGAAGGACUUGAAGCUUGCCCCUGGUUUCAUUCCGCAAAUUGUUCAAUCCAUUCAGUCACAGCUCGCUGACUUUCGAUCUUAUGAAGGCCAAGAUAUGUAUGCCGGUGACAAGAUUGUUCCAAUUAAGCUUGACCUUCGAGUGAAUCAUACUGUUAUCAGGGAUCAAUUUUUAUGGGACUUGAACAACUUUGAAAGUGAUCCAGAGGAAUUUUCUCGAACUCUAUGCAAAGAUUUAGGCAUUGAAGACCCUGAAGUUGGGCCUGCAAUUGCCUAUGCAAUUAGGGAGCAACUUUAUGAGAUUGCAAUUCAAAAUGUAACUUCAGCAAGAGAGAACAGAAUAAGCAAGAAGGGUCGCCGGGGUGCUGAACAUUUCCCUCCCAGUAAAGCAGGUGGUGCUGCACUGGAUUUGAUAAAGUUAUUCAGUUUCAGAUCAAGUGUGGUUCGGAAAAGAAAGGAAUGGGGUUAUUAUAAACCCACUCUCGAUCUUUUAUCAAAUGAGGACGUGGAUGCCCUUGAAGCCAAAGAAGAGAGGAGCGGUCGGUAAAUAAACAUAGUAUAUAGGAUGCUUGUGGGUUUCUUUCUUUCUUUCUAAACAAUAGACAUUUUGGAAGGCAGAUUUUGGUGGUCAUGUAGAUUAUUGCAGCUUAGUUGUAGAGUCAUAUUUCCGUUCUUACUUUAUGUGAGUUUAACCAAGGAUACAACAGUUAGAUUUGUAGUCCACCAAGAUAGAUUUCUGUUAUUUUGUAACAUUACAAAUUCAUUAUAAUGCUUUUGUAAUUUAUCUGUGACUGUAUAAAUGGUAUACCAAAACUGAUAUGUGCAUUACAAACAUUAUCAAAA